AUGAAAAAGAAUGAAAAUUUUGUCAAAAAGUCAUUCCCUUACCUCAACCUUGAAGCUUAUUCACAAUCUGCACAAAAGUACAAAGCAAAUCAAGUAGACAAUUACACAGAUGAGCCACCUAGUUAUGACCAUGCAGUCCAGGCUUCUUUAGAGCCCGAGAAUACCGUACAUCUAACCGGACGAUUCCAAGAUACUUCUGUCGAUUCAUACGCUCGCGCAGAGGUGUUUAUUCAGGCCCAUCAGAGCAUGAUUAACCGUUUUCCUACUGAGCUUGCGGCACAGGCAGCCAAGGAUGGACUCAUUAAACGCAUGUCGAUUGACCAAGCUCCUCAUCAGAAUCCCUACUUUUGCCAUCCAAACUCUACUCCCCACACUAAUCCGGCUUUAAAGGUCGACCUGGAUCAAAGUACAGUUCAAGUCUGGCCAAACCAGACCAGACAGAAGAUUAUCGAGGAUUGGGACAUCAUCAUUCAAGGAACUCAUCCUUUUCUUUCCUUGUCGGAUUACGGCCGGCCACCCCAGAGCACAGGAUUCCACUAUUUUGAGAUCACGGUUCUUGAUUGUGCUCCUAACACGGUAAUGGCCAUUGGUCUGGCAACCAAGCCUUAUCCGGUAUUCCGGAUGCCAGGUUGGAAUAAGCACUCAAUAGGGUAUCAUAGUGAUGAUGGACGUAAGUUCUGUGAUGACGCUUCAGGCGGACAAGACUAUGGACCCCAGUGGGGGUUUGGUCAGACGGUUGGCUGCAGAUACGACCCAGUCCAAGGUAACGUCAUGUUCACCUUGAACGGAAACCCACUUGGCACAGCUUUUCAGCUCUUGGAGCGACGCUAUUAUUACCCGAGCUUUGGCGCAGAUGGACCGGUCAAGUUCUUUGUGAACUUUGGAUCCCAGAGUUUUGUACAUACGCCUGUUGAUGGCAACCUUUGGAUUGGUUCCAUAUUGUCUGUUUAG
This is a messenger RNA of Phycomyces blakesleeanus NRRL 1555(-), 951 nucleotides long. RefSeq lists its product as hypothetical. The transcript has 2 exons. NCBI's taxonomy places the organism in Eukaryota, Fungi, Mucoromycota, Mucoromycetes, Mucorales, Phycomycetaceae. Gene Ontology annotation, molecular function: protein binding. The coding region runs from base 1 to 951 and encodes 316 amino acids. The record is from RefSeq and is a predicted model, not a curated record.